AUGUCAUUGUCACUGUCAUCUGGAAGUAGUAUUCUACAUACCUUAUCACUACCACAAUUUCUCUCUGCACGUAAUUCUGGAGGAGUUAUUCAUAAGAGUGGACAGAAGUGCAGAAACAGCACUUAUAAAACGGAGGAUAUUAUUACCCGAACAAUUUAUCGCAGAAAUUUGGCUGAUAUCACAAAAGAAGACCUAAAAGCUUUACUACAAGAAUAUCGAAUAAAUCCAUCUCGACGUGCAUUACGAUCGCGUGUGAUCACAUGUAAAUUAAACGAUCAAAUCUCGCUAUCAUAUCAUGCAUCAACUUCUCAAUUCUAUAUUCAACAACGCGGAUUUCGCACGCGAUCUGGACUGCAGGGCAUCAACGCUAGAAAACCACCAAAACAAGCCGAAAAACCUUCAUUUUUCAGUCGAUUCUUCCCAGAUUUUCGUGCCGCAAAGACUGUGGAAGGUAUUGAUCGCUCGGAUGUGGAUCAGUGGAAUGUUUAUGAAAAUGAAUUGAAAAAAGUUCCAGAAUCUCAGCGAAAAACUUUUACGAGCGCGAACAGUGACACAACAAGCACGCAAGCACCCAAAAAACCAUCCGCUUUAAGCAGAUUCUUUGUGUUUCUGGCGUUGGCCAUAUUCAUCAUUUAUUGGUCUGGUGCUGUCCGUAUUCGCCUCGGAGAUCGUCAACUUGGUUCACUGAUAUUUUCAUCACCUCAGGAAGUGAAACCUGAAGAUGUGACUGUAACUUUUGAUGAUGUUCGUGGGAUGGAUGAAGCGAAAAAAGAGGUGGAAGAGAUCGUGUCGUAUCUACGUGAUCCUGAUCGAUAUUCCCGGCUGGGAGGUCGUCUGCCCAAGGGUGCGCUCCUUGUUGGACCUCCCGGAACUGGGAAAACCCUCUUGGCCAGAGCAAUAGCUGGAGAGGCUCAGGUACCUUUCUUCCAUACAUCCGGCUCGGAGUUCGAUGAGGUUCUGGUGGGUCAAGGAGCACGCAGAGUUCGCGAUCUUUUCGAACGAGCCAAGCAGCGUGCACCGUGCAUAAUAUUCAUUGACGAAAUCGAUUCCGUUGGCUCGAAACGAGUCUCGAAUAGUAUUCAUCCGUACGCAAAUCAAACUAUUAACCAGUUACUCGCUGAAAUGGAUGGUUUCAAUCGAAAUGAAGGUGUCAUCAUAAUUGGUGCUACAAAUCGGGUUGAAGAUCUGGACAAAGCGCUACUGCGACCUGGACGGUUCGAUGUUCGGGUUACGGUUUCACCACCAGACUUUAUUGGACGAAGAGAUAUUUUCAGUCUGUAUCUAAGUAAAAUAAUCCAUACGGAUGAAGUGAAUCUGGAUGUACUGGCUAAAGGUACGACUGGCUUUACGGGUGCGGAUAUUGAAAAUAUGGUGAAUCAAGCUGCGUUGAGGGCAGCUUCUGAUGGUUGUCAUAUGGUCAUGCUGUCGCAUUUCGAAGAGGCUCGCGAUCGCAUUAUCAUGGGACCAGCCAGGUUGCGUGGUCGACUUCCGGAUGAGGAGGCCAAUCGUAUCACCGCCUUCCAUGAAGCCGGUCAUACGCUUGUCGGAAUAUUCACAAAAGAUUCGAUACCACUGCACAAAGUUACCAUCAUUCCCAGAGGACAGUCACUUGGACACACGGCAAUUUUACCCGAGAAAGACGAAUAUCAUAUGACCAAAAGUCAGAUGUUAGCGCAGUUGGAUAUGAUGAUGGGGGGAAGAGUGGCAGAGGAGUUGAUCUUUGGAUUGGAUAAGGUCACUACCGGAGCAGCGGACGACCUCAAGAAAGCAACUCAACUGGCCACAAAGAUGGUGAAGACAUUCGGGAUGAGUGAAAGGGUCGGUCUGCGUGAUUUUUCGCCAGAGGAAAGCAGUGCGUUCGUGCAGGUCAAUGAACUGAGUCCACAGACUUCGGAAGUGAUCGACCAAGAAAUCACUCGACUUCUGAACGAUUCUUACAAUCGAGCCAAAGAAAUUCUCAUAAAACACAAG
Anisakis simplex (herring worm) is the source of this 1971-nucleotide messenger RNA. Lineage: Eukaryota; Metazoa; Nematoda; Chromadorea; Rhabditida; Anisakidae. The record is from the annotation of a GenBank genome assembly.